Molecule: messenger RNA, 4612 nt
Organism: Myotis lucifugus (little brown bat)
Lineage: Eukaryota; Metazoa; Chordata; Mammalia; Chiroptera; Vespertilionidae
Gene: ZBTB26
Product: zinc finger and BTB domain containing 26
Exons: 2
Coding region: 364-1689 (441 amino acids)
Biological process (GO): regulation of transcription by RNA polymerase II
Cellular component (GO): nucleus
Molecular function (GO): protein binding; RNA polymerase II cis-regulatory region sequence-specific DNA binding; DNA-binding transcription factor activity, RNA polymerase II-specific
Source: RefSeq, a predicted model, not a curated record
UCGGCUCGGACGCCUGACUCUGGUUUCUUGUAGGAAGAGCCAGAGCGGAGGCUUUGGCAAGGCCUUGGUGCCAGCCCGCGGGAAGCACUAUGAGGUUAUCCUUCUGCCGGGGUUUCCUGCGCAUCAGCUUCUGGCUGCAGCACCUUUUCUAUGACUGGCGCUGUGCCAGGCACUGGGGAUUCCUAAGAUACCGUUCCCGUUUUUAUAGUCAAGUUUGGGAGCCAGAUAUAAACAAAUAAGUGCUCCUACAAUCGAGUAUGUAUGAGUCAUACAUGUGUGAACUGCUCAAGGGGCAGCUGCUGGGAAGGCUGAAGAGAGAAAGUGACUUCUGAAUUAUACUUCUUGAACCUCAGGUCUGCCAAAAUGUCUGAAAGAUCAGAUCUCCUUCACUUCAAGUUUGAAAAUUAUGGAGAUUCAAUGUUACAAAAAAUGAACAAAUUAAGAGAAGAGAAUAAAUUUUGUGAUGUUACAGUUCUCAUAGAUGAUAUUGAGGUACAGGGGCAUAAAAUUGUGUUUGCUGCAGGUUCCCCCUUCUUAAGAGACCAGUUUUUACUGAAUGAUUCCAGAGAGGUGAAAAUCUCCAUAUUGCAGAGUUCCGAAGUGGGGAGACAAUUGCUCUUAUCCUGUUAUAGUGGUGUGCUGGAAUUCCCUGAGAUGGAACUGGUAAAUUACUUGACUGCUGCGAGCUUUCUUCAGAUGAGCCACAUUGUAGAACGGUGCACACAGGCCUUGUGGAAGUUUAUAAAGCCAAAACAACCACUGGAUAGUAAAGAGGGAUGUGAACCGCAGAGUGCUUCUCCCCAGUCAAAAGAACAGCAGGGAGAUGCCAGAGGCUCCCCAAAGCAGGACUCACCUUGUAUUCAUCCAUCUGAAGACAGUAUGGAUAUGGAGGACAGUGAUAUUCAGAUUGUUAAGGUAGAAUCUAUUGGGGAUGUAUCGGAGGUUAGAAGUAAAAAAGAUCAGAACCAGUUUAUUUCUUCUGAACCCACUGCUUUACAUUCAUCAGAGCCCCAGCACUCCCUGAUAAAUUCAACUGUGGAAAACAGAGUAAGUGAAAUAGAACAAAACCAUCUCCACAAUUAUGCCCUCUCUUACACAGGCAGUGAUAACAUCGUCUUGGCCUCAAAAGAUGUCUUUGGGCCUAAUAUUCGAGGUGUAGACAAAGGCCUACAGUGGCAUCAUCAAUGCCCAAAGUGUACCAGGGUGUUCCGUCACCUGGAGAACUACGCCAACCAUUUAAAAAUGCACAAACUCUUUAUGUGUCUACUCUGCGGCAAGACUUUUACUCAGAAAGGCAACCUUCAUCGACACAUGCGUGUGCAUGCCGGCAUUAAACCUUUCCAGUGUAAGAUCUGUGGGAAAACCUUUUCUCAGAAGUGUUCCUUACAGGAUCAUCUUAACCUUCACAGUGGAGAUAAGCCCCAUAAGUGUAACUAUUGUGACAUGGUUUUUGCACAUAAGCCAGUUUUGAGGAAACACCUUAAACAGCUGCAUGGCAAAAACAGCUUUGAUAAUGCCAAUGAGAGAAAUGUGCAAGACCUCACAGUGGAUUUUGAUUCUUUUGCAUGUACCACAGUUACAGACUCUAAAGGGUGUCAGCCACAGCCUGAUGCAACACAGGUCCUGGAUGCAGGUAAACUGGCCCAAGCUGUCCUGAACCUAAGAAAUGAUAGUGCUUGUGUGAACUGAGUAGGGGCUUUAUGCUCAAAACUAGAAGUGACUGAAAACAUGGCAAUAGUCUUGAGUGUUUUUAGAAGAGAUUUUGCUAGCUUGACUUCUCCAAAGCCUCUGUGCAGGUUGUAGAAUGAAUCAAAGUACUAACAGACCAGGCAACUUACCACUUGGAGUGGUCUUGCCUUCCUUUUGCCCUCUCCCAUUUUCUGUUUUGAAUUAUCUUGUGAUGCCUGUCUUCCUUUCCCAAGGAGUAUUCCAUUUGUCUACCUAACAUUGACUUAUGACACAUUUUAGGCUUUUCACUGGACACAUUCAGAAGGCACCAACAAGUUAAUAACAUCACCUGCAAUCCACUAAUGGAUGCUAUGCUAAGAGAAGUGAAUAAUAUUUUUCUUUGGCAGAAAAUAGGCUAAGAUAUAAAGUGAUAUUGCUAUUGGCCUGAAUAUGUGAUAGAACUUCUGGUUGCCUACUUAUAAUUCAUCUAUGAAUGAAUGACUCCCUACCAUUUGUACUUUUCUUGGAACUGGCUAUAAAGAAGUAUUUUAAGUUGUUCAGCACUCUUUUCAACAGCAUUAUGGCCCCCAACUUUAUGUCACUGAAUUGUUCACAUAGACCAGAGUACAAUCUUUCUGCAACACCUGCAGGCAUAGUUAGGUAUCACCAUGAGGAGCAUAAUCAACAAAGAAUAGAAGUACAUUUGUACAACAAUUUAACGUGAGACAUCUUCCUCAAAAGAAGCCAAACGCUUAUUCAUGUAUAACUUAUUUGUUGAUGCUUUUUAAGUCAGGAUGCUCCAAGCAUACUUAAAAUGUGCUAAAGUAUAAUAGUCUCUCUAAAAAGAAGCUAUUUAGGAGUCAGUCUUUGGACUCUGCUUUAGAGGUUAGCUAUCAGAGAGGUAUUUAGCCAUCAGAAGGGUGUUUGGGCUUCAGAGUUUUGUUCAGUGUAUUCUAAGAGUCUCUGAAUUCUCAUUUUCUCAUGUACCUUAAUUUCUAAAAUGGAUGAAAAAAAUAGGUCGUGGAAUGAGCAACCAGGCUUUUGCAUUCAGAUAUUCCUAUAGCCCCACCUUGCUAUGUUUGAUAGAUCACUAAUACAAAGUUGAUCUUCCAAGUAUGGUAAAACAGAACAACUGUGUGUUGUAGUUCAGAAAUAAAAUUUUGAGUCUUAUUAGUUUCUGACCCAUGAGUUAGACAUAGGUAAUAGAAGUGUUAGAGUCCUUAGAGAGUCUUAAGAGAUAAUUUACUCCACCUCUCUCUCUUUUUUUUUUAAAGUUGGGGUAUUAAUAGCCCAAAGAGGUGGCCUGGCCAAGGUUGGCCAAAUAAGAUAAGUGACUAAAUAUGAGCUAAUGUCUCCUCAUUUUUUCUCACUACCCCUUGGCUUAAAAAGAUCUAGUACAUAAUCAAGAAUACAUUAGCAAAAAGCUCACCUUUGUGAAUCCCUAUUGGCUUUCUAAGACAGCCUGGAUUUUGCAAACAAAAUAUCACAGAAGGAUAUAUUUUUGUUAUUUUUUAGUUAGAAUAAAUAUUACAUUCUUCCCAAGCAAGUGACUGAUUUUCUGGGUAUUAGGGAGAGAAAGGACAAAUAAGAAUAAAUGUGAGAAGGAUCUAAAUGUGAAACUGAUUUUGUCUGGAAACAGUGUUUAUUUAAUUUCCAUCAGGAUUUUGUUUUCAUGUUUGAGCUAUGAGAGUGCAUAUACCGAUAAACCAAAAAUUAGGUUUAACUUGAGUAGUCAGGGAAUUCUUAAAGUUGUUAUAAUUUGAUACAUUUACAUGUGAAUCUGACUUGAGGUAUUAUUUCUACCUUUUGUUAAAAGAUUUAAAAUGAGAAUAAAAUUGAGUGAUAAGACUAAUAGGUAUCUUAUGCCUAAGGUCACUCAUUAUAUGGUCUAAUGAUGCUGCCAAGCAUUCCAGUUUUUAUAUGACCCAGGCAGAGUACCAGUUCUCUGCAACAGUGUGACAUUACCAUGUUAACCAACAAGUCACUAUUUCCUUUGAUCAUCAUUUUGGCAUGGAAAUUUCAUGUUGGAGUGCUUCCUUUGUUUAUAUUCAUGUCCUGUUUUUGUUACUGGUUUGAAGACUAAAAGUCAUGGGUUCAAAAUAGAUUGCUCUCUUUGGUUGGAGACUAUUGCUGGGUUCAUCUAGUCAUUCAAGAAGCAUUUAUUGAGCACCUACUGUUGCCAGGCACUAUGCUAGAUGAUGAGGAUAUGAAGGUAAGAUUGCAAUGAUCCCUGCUCUCACAGAUCUUACAGUUUCGUGUAGUCUUAGGGAGCUAAGAUAUCAAUUUGAUUUUAAACUAAGAGUAAUAAAGGAAACUGCCUUGCUUUUUUUGAUCACUUAAAGUCAGCAUCUAGAUGGUUUUGUAUCUGUAAAGCUAUAGUUCUCACCUUUUGUACUGCAAACCUCUUGGCUGGGGCGGUGUUCUGUUUCUGUGAGACAUUUUCUUAAUUUUGGUGGGAUUUUACUUUUCUCCUCCUUUGUUUAUACAUGUUUCUUAGAUUGUAUUGCAAAGUGGGCAAAUUAUUGAUAUCAAGUAAGUUUUAUAGAGGAAGAUUUUUAAAAACCUUAGUUAUUCAGCAUUUGUAUUUUAUGGAUCCCCAGGAAAACUAAAAAGGGGAGAACACUCUUUACCAUAGUUGGUUUAAAAAAGAUACUGUAUCACAGUUAUUUAUUUAUUAUUUAAUUUUAAAGACAAACUCCAAACCGAAGCAGCUCUGAGGUAAAUCAGAUGUGGUUUUAAUUUGUUUUAGUUUCUUUUUUAGAAUAUCUGUAAGUGGAGGGUGACCAGUGUCACUACUUUUAAAUAUUGUCCUAAAAAAUCAACCUAGAACAUUUUAUUUCAGCUGGUGAAUAGCUGUUUUAAACCUGUUGUAUGUUAGACAUACUAUGAACUACCUCUUCACUUAUUAUGGGGAAGUUUCCUUAAUAAAAGUGUGACAAUUAAA